AAAAAAAACUCCAUAUCGUGUAUGGAGUAAGAGAAACCGUGUGUCCAGUUGCUGCGAAAAGGCCUUGGCAAAAGUGUGAACUUUUAAGGACCUCAAAUGCACACUCUGGAAACUGUGUGGCUGAUAUUGACAUUAGUGGGUCUCAACAGUUUACCUCCAUUUCACAAAUUUGCCAAUUUAGCCAAG
Thamnophis sirtalis is the source of this 186-nucleotide messenger RNA. NCBI's taxonomy places the organism in Eukaryota, Metazoa, Chordata, Lepidosauria, Squamata, Natricidae. The record is from RefSeq and is a predicted model, not a curated record.